Syngnathoides biaculeatus (alligator pipefish) is the source of this 2904-nucleotide messenger RNA. Its product is annotated as von Willebrand factor A domain-containing protein 1-like. The coding region runs from base 1 to 1617 and encodes 538 amino acids. The transcript is spliced from 6 exons. The record is from RefSeq and is a predicted model, not a curated record. Gene Ontology annotation, molecular function: protein binding. Lineage: Eukaryota; Metazoa; Chordata; Actinopteri; Syngnathiformes; Syngnathidae.
AUGCACCUCAGCCCCUUCUCUGCGGGCUUGUGUGCAAGAAAUGUGAUGAAAACGCAGAUAAGAGGCUCUUAUGUCCAUGGAAGGUUACGCCGAUCACAAUCGACACUUCCACACACCCGCGAGGAGAAGCGUUAUGCCGCGGGUGACCAUUUUGUGAGGAUGACGUUCGUUUGGCCCGCUUGCGUUUUUCUGUGGGCGACGUUGCAGCGCGGCAACUUCCAGGCUGCUGGGUUGCCAGACUCAGCCUCCAACUGCUGUGAGGGCGACAUUCUGGUCUUGCUGGACUCUUCAGGAAGCGUGGCCAACUACGAGUUCUCACGCAUGCUGGGCUUCGCCGCCGAGCUACUCCGGCCCUUCUCGCUCGGCAGCGGCCACGUGAGGGUCGGGCUCCUGCAGGUGGGGACCGCCCCGAACCUGGAGUUCGGCCUGGACGUGCACAGCGAUCAGAGGAGCCUGCAGAAAGCGUUGCUCGGCGUCGCGCAGCUGCAGGGGAGCACCAACACGGAAGCGGCGCUGCGGGUGGCCCAGCGGCUCCUGACGGACACGCCCGUGCCGAAGGUUCUGCUCUGGCUGACCGAUGGCGUGGACCUGGGGGAGGUGGACCUGCCCAUAGCGCAGCUGAAGGCGCAAGGGGUGUCUGUGUUGAUUGUGUCCACAGUGCACGGCGACUACCAGGUCUUGCAGCGUGCCGUCUCGCCCCCCCUAGAGUCCCACCUGUACUCUGUGGACAUGGACAACAUUGACAUCAUCACGGAGGACAUGAGGGCGGCCAUUAUCAGGAUCAUUCGAGCAGAGCGACUCCGCGCCACUGAUGUCACGUCGCACAGUGCUGUACUGCAGUGGCGCCCUGUUUUAAGCACACUGAGCGGUUACUACGAGCUCCGGUACAACACCGUUGGGAAUAGACGCUCAGAGGAAAGACGCACGCUCCUGGGAGAAGCCAGCUCGGUGGCUCUGACCGGACUGCGGCCCCAGACCACUUAUUCCGCCUCCUUGCGGCCCGAGUCCAACCAGAGGCUUUUCAACACCCUCACUGUGAGCUUCACCACGCUUCCAGCAACUUCAGAUGUUUUAGGCCCGGCAGUGGUCUCGGUGUCCGAAUCCGGCGCCCGUCAGACACGAGUGAGCUGGGGUCCCCUGCAGCCGGCUUUGGUUAAGAGAUACACCGUGGAGUACGGGGUCAUUCCGAGCGGCGCGGUCCACACCGUGAUCGUACAGAACCACCAGAACUCCACAGUGCUCGCCAACCUGGAGCCAGGAUCUCAGUACCUCGUCACAGUCAGUGCCUUGUACAAGAACGGCAAAGAGAGAGCCAUGUCUGUGAAAGCCUGCACUCAGGAAGAACCAGCAGCAAGUCUGCCUGCCCUGGCAGACCUCCAGCUCAGCCCAGCAGAGCACGAGGAGGUCCAGGUCGAAUGGACGGCGCAACAGCAGGGCCUGAGAGGGUUCUGGCUCAGAUGGGAGAACGGGCAGACCCAAAGCUCUUCUUCCGUGUACCUGCCGCCGUCCUCACGCUCGACACGACUCACGCGCCUUGGGCCGAGCAGUCGAGUCUGCGUGUCCCCCGUCUACAGCUCGGGCCGAGGAGAGGGCAUAUGCUGCGCGGCAGAGAAGUAAAGAAGUUGUCCCGGGACCAAGGUCUCAUCGCUUCUUUUCUCCGGUCGGGUCACGUGCGGAAAUGCAAUAUCCGUUUUCCUGGAUUAACGAGAGGAUGCUGCAAUCAAGCAGAUGGGGAACAAUCUGCAUUUGGAGUGCUGGAGGCACAAAAUAACAUGUGCGGGGCUGAAGAUUAUUAUUCUUUUUUUUUUUUUAAAUACAUUUCAACCAUAACAGUGACAUUAACACUAUAUAUACCGGAAUUCCCGGCCUACAGAGCGCACCUCACCCGGUACAUUUGGAAAGUGCCGCCGCACUAUCGCUAACGCCUCGCUAACAGGACCGAUUAUGAAAAAAUAAAAACAUAUUGGUAAAAAUCACUGCGACACGGCAGUAACACAGUGUAGCGCUAACAGGGCCAGACCGGUAAAAGUCACUUCCUCGGCACAUAUAUUCCACCAUUCUCACUCUCACCUUUUCCGCCCGAGUGCCUCCUUGCGGCCGCUAGCAAAAAUGCACAAAUUAGCCGCAUCACUGCAUAAACCGCAGGGUUGAAAGCAUGUGGAAAAAAAGUCGCGCCUUACAGGAUGGCAAUUGCGGUACAUAAUUUCAGCGCCAAUCCCGUUUCAUAUUUACUUUGAAUGAUAAAAAAUAUCAAGGCAAAUGCGUUUCAAGGUAUGAGUUGAUUUGGUUUUGCCACGUUAUACAUUUGUGAAGAACUAGCUAGCUAGCUAGCUAGCCGUCCAUUUUAUCCACGCUAGCACACGGAGAAUUUAACACCACACAGGUAAAUUGGAGCCCAGAUUUUUAAAAUUGAGCAUUUUUCAACUGAGGUGGAUGUGACCUACGUGAGAAAGUAAACUAUAAAGAUGGUCAUUGUAUUUUUUACCCCCAGCUCUAUUUUUUUUUUUUUCUAAACAGGUUGCUCAGUGUUUUAAUGGGUCCACUCGAACAGGACCAUGCUUUACACUGUUGCCUCCUUCAGCCACCCUCUGUCGAGCACAUGUCAUGGAAAAAUAAUCAUGAUGAUUAUUGUUAUUCAUUUUAUUUAAACGUGCCUUUCAAGCUACUGAAGGUCACCACGCAAUCAGUGGUGCAGAAUAUAAAACUAAAAUGGCAAAAAUGAAAUGGAAAAUGCUCAAGUGAGUAGGCAAUGCAGAAAACGUUAAGGAGUCUGCGUUUUUAUCAGACAUUUUCACAUUUGUAAGCCAAAAAUAAAUAUCUUAUUAAUUUUUUUAAUCCUUCCAUGCAGCUUUAUUUACAGUUAUUGUUCCUGUAAAUGGUUUCUUUGAUUAAAUUAAAAGGACA